AAAAAAGAAAAAACUCCGAACCGUGUGCAAGUCUUGAAAUGAGCGAAGAGAAAAGAGGAAACCGAACCCUACUUACAUUCCCGCCUUUCUUCCACUGACCAUAUUUCCCCCAAACGGUGAAUCAAACCGGAGGACGACGAAGUUGAGUCAUGUGUGGCCGUUGUCGCUGUUCUAUCCGUCCAGAUGAUAUCCCUCGCUCUUGCAACCUCGGUAACCGCCGCGUUCGUUUCGUCGACACAGACCGGUAUCGUCCAGCAUAUAAUGUUUCCCCUGGAUCAAACUUGCCUGUUAUUCGAAGAGACACAGGAGCAAACAGUGAAGGAGCUGUUGUGCAGUGCAUGAAAUGGGGACUCAUUCCAAGCUUCACUAAAAACACAGAAAAACCAGACUAUUACAGGAUGUUCAAUGCUCGUUCAGAGUCAAUAGGUGAAAAGGCUUCAUUUCGUCGUCUUCUUCCUGGAAAUAGGUGUCUGGUUGUGGUGGAAGGAUUUUUUGAGUGGAAGAAAGAUGGUGGGAAAAAACAGCCAUACUAUAUUCAUCUGAGGGAUGAUCGACCCCUUGUCUUUGCUGCUCUUUAUGAUUCUUGGAAAAACUCUGAAGGGGAGAUUCAAUACACUUUUACUAUUUUGACAACAAGUUCUUCAUCAUCCUUUGGUUGCCUCCAUGACAGGAUGCCUGUUAUUUUAGGGAACAAGGAGUCAACUCAUGAGUGGCUAGAUGGAUCUCCAUCUUCCAAAUUUGAUUCAUUACUCAAACCCUAUGAAGAACCAGACUUGGUUUGGUACCCUGUGACACCAGCAAUGGGCAAGCCUUCUUUUGAUGGACCAGAGUGUAUAAAGGAGAUUCAAGUGAAGGAAACAAAACCAAUCUCGAUGUUCUUUGCAAAGAUGGGGACUAAAAUUGAAAAACAAUCAGAACCUAAAGAGGUUGAGAAAACAGAAAAACCAAAAAGUCCAAAACAGGAACCUGAAACAAAAUCUGAGACUUCACAUCUGAAACGUGAGUAUGAUGACGUGUCUUCAUCUGAUAUAAAAGUAAAAGUUGAUGAAGCUGACAUAAAGUUAACAAGCCCAGCUAAAAAGAAGGCCAACUUGAAGACCUCAUCUGAUAAUCAGAAAACACUUUUCUCCUACUUUGGUAAAAAUUAGUUUUUCAUGUAUAAAUGGACUCGAUACUUGUUAGUUGUUGUAAUCUUAUGUUGUAGGAAAUUUCAACUUUUUGUUACACUGCACUGGACUGAAACAAGCUUUCUAGGGCUAUUUUUGGUUUUGAAAA
This is a messenger RNA of Lactuca sativa (garden lettuce), 1275 nucleotides long. RefSeq names its product embryonic stem cell-specific 5-hydroxymethylcytosine-binding protein. NCBI's taxonomy places the organism in Eukaryota, Viridiplantae, Streptophyta, Magnoliopsida, Asterales, Asteraceae. Gene Ontology annotation, biological process: protein-DNA covalent cross-linking repair. The record is from RefSeq and is a predicted model, not a curated record. Gene Ontology annotation, molecular function: single-stranded DNA binding.